CUCUCCAUAGCUUCCCUAUUUGUGUAUCCCCGAGAACAUCAGGAGCGACUCAUAUCGCUCCAAGUUCAACGAUGACACCACCACACGACACCACAGCAAGAAAGCUCAAUUAUGUCCAUACUCGCCUCGUAGGAGGGGGACAUAUCAAUCCACUGUGCUAUGCGAAACACUUUAAGUCGGAUCUGGGGGAGACCGCGAUGAAAGCCGAUUUCGCCGAGAUAGUGCGUGAAUACAUCGACGACCGCCUGCCGCUCCUUCGCGGCAAGACAUACACGAAGAGUCGCGAAAAACUGGAGGCGGCGCGCAAUUACGCCUAUGCGAGCGAUGGGGCGUGGAAGGCAUGGUGGGUCAAAAGAACCUCGAGAUUACAACUCGAAGAACAAGCCGGCCGACGCCACGUUGCGAUGGGCGAGCUGACGACGCAAAGGGAAGAAGAAGAGGCUGGUCUUCGCAAACGUAAGCGCGGGGAGUCGCCCGAGCCUGACCAACUCUCAUGCGACGACGACGAUGUCGACGAAUGCACCGAAGAUUCCGCAACAGUUUCCGAGGAGGCUACCGAAACCCCAGCGCUGAACUUUCCCAGCGUCCUGGGAACAGAAAAGUUGGUGCAGCGCAUCAAAGAGCUUCAUCAAGCGAACGUGUCGCUGGUGGCGGGCGGCACUUUGAUCUGGUGUGUUCUGGUGUGCGUUAGAUUCUGCUGACAAGAAAAGCUAUACCCUCUUGAGCAAGAUCGUCAGGGAUAAGGCAAAGCGCCUGACAGAAGACGCGCUCGGCGAUGAAAUGGCGGGCGCCGCGCUCGACGAGCGGAAAUCUCCCCUUUUGCGUACACAAGUUAUGGUCGCAGCUAUUUCGAUUUGCUGGAGGGGCCAUACUUCAACGUUUUCUCGGAGCCAUACGAUGCGACAUUUCCGACCUUCUGUACCCUCCAGUGGUUGCACGGCAACCGCAUCCACCGGUUGGAAUCGCCCUGGUAAUGACCGAGAUCGAAUCCAUGAG
This is a messenger RNA of Fimicolochytrium jonesii, 996 nucleotides long. RefSeq lists its product as uncharacterized. NCBI's taxonomy places the organism in Eukaryota, Fungi, Chytridiomycota, Chytridiomycetes, Spizellomycetales, Powellomycetaceae. The coding region runs from base 72 to 701 and encodes 209 amino acids. The record is from RefSeq and is a predicted model, not a curated record. The transcript has 2 exons.